This is a messenger RNA of Medioppia subpectinata, 638 nucleotides long. The record is from the annotation of a GenBank genome assembly. NCBI's taxonomy places the organism in Eukaryota, Metazoa, Arthropoda, Arachnida, Sarcoptiformes, Oppiidae.
GGCCGGCAUCUAAGCGUAAUCCACACACAUCUCCACAGCUGUCUCACCAAAGCAGUCACAACAGCACAAUCUCCCGGUGCGAAAGUGUCAGCAGCUUAUCCAGCGAUUUCAGAAUGACUCCCAUUUCCGUCGGCUCCAGUCGAGGACCCUCUCCUCUCACACUCGGAAUCUCAGACGCCGUUCCCAUCGCUAUUGCACUCCAAGAGUCAGUCAGCGCCUGCUUUAAGGGCACCGACGAAACCAAAUGUCAGGUUCAAGUGAUCGGCAGUUUGAAAAUGGCGUUCCCGGCGGGCAUUGUUCAGGCGUUUGCUAACAAUCCAUACGCCUCUCCACUCACUUUCAAACUCAAUAAGUCCUCAAAAUUGGAGAAUAUUUAUCCCAACAAAGAAUUGUUAAUUGAAAGUUCAGAGUCUUUAAGACCCAUUACAAGUGAUUCUUCGAGUUUUGAAGUGAAUAUGUCUGCACUCAUGUCACACAUCCGUCGUCUCUACGAACAGUCACCCAAUUCUCGCUAUUAUAAUAUCGAUGUUUUGAAAUACCAAAUGCGUUGUCUUCAGGGGGCGAAGAGUACACCUUUACAGCUGGUCUCGUACUGGAAGUGUGAGCCACAGACCACUAGUUUGAAAGUGGAUUACAAA